AUGACUUCAUGUUUGGAACAACAUUGGCCGGACGGCCAGUUAAGCUGGCUGAGCAGAUAGACACACUCAAAUAUGUGACAACAUAUGAAAAUAUCUCGGCUAAUAGGAUAUCUCACCUUUCCAUAUUUCUUGUCCCCAAUGUACCUUUCGAUCCUAAUUAUGGUGCAUUGAUAUACUAUCAGUUUCAAAAAGGCGGAGUACCUCUAGCAGAUUUCCGGCUUCUGGGAGGCCUGGAUGCAAACAAGCAAAGUGCCAUAUUUAAAAUCAAUCCGGAAGCCUACACCAGCGGAGGGCAGCAACAGUCAGUCACAAAAGAAGGGGAUAUAGACAUGGACAUAGAGAUUGACCCUUCGGCGCCGCCCGUGGACACUACACUGGUUAUCGGUAUUUCCAUUGAGCCUUUGGCAGUAGUUACUGCUCAACUGGAGCAAUUCAAGUUGUCAAAAGCACCUCAAUUGACCUUACCUGCUCCUCCUAGUCUAUCCAUCAACGACAUACCAUUGACCAAAGAACAAGUUGAGUCUGUCUCGAAUAAAAUCAUCAAGAACGCUUAUGAUUAUCUGAGCUCUUUUGUUGACUCUUCAAAUAAGGUUCCCAUUAAAAAGUUUGACGACUGGUGGGCCAAGUUCAAAUCGAAAUUGGCGACCGAUCCUAAAUUCUUGGAUAAUUUAAAUUGACGAUGAAUUGAUGCGCUAUUUACAAUAUUUCUUUUAGUGAGUUUAGUCGUGCAACCACUUCCUCAUUUCCCAAGAGCUCGAUCAUGUCCGGAAGUUUCGUUCCUGGCUGUCCCGCGCUAAUCGCAUAACGAAUAGUUUGAUAAAUGUCCUUUUUCUUGAUAAAAGGAUAGACUGCCAAAAUCUUAGGUAUUAUAGCUUCAAGGUCCGUAUAAUCUGACUGUUCGGCAAGCAGUUCCACAAUCCCAACUUUUUCAGGCUCUAGGACGUUCUCGAGUCCUUCUUUAGUGUAAGUAGGACGUUCAAAAUAAAACCGAAAACUCUCGCUGAAGACAGAGUUGAGUGUGGUCAGCGAGCUACCGGUUUUCAGAAGCACCUUUUUCACAUAAUCUUGAGUAAUUCUGCGGUUCUGAUUCAGCUUGCCAUAAAUAUCUGCCGAAAACUUAUCGAGGUAGUCAGGAUCUUCGAGUCUGCGUUGUAAGUAAUGUUUGUUGAAGUAAUUGAGUUUCUGAAAAUCCACCUUGGCAUUGCCAACUGUCAAACCUUCAAGGUUGAAAUGGUUCUCUAGAAAGUCCAUAUCGUAGAUUUCAUGUAACUUUUCUCCUUGUACCCUUUUUGGAGCCCAUCCAAAAAGAACUGCGAAAUUAAUUAGAGCUUCGGGAAGAUAACCCUGGUUCUUCAACGACAUGAUGUCAAUAUCACCGGUACGUUUGGAUAGCUUUCUGUUAUCAAUAGUCGUUAGUAGAGGUAUAUGCACAAACUUCGGCUUCUUCCACUCGAAAGCAUCAUAUAGAGCAAUAUGUUUAGGGGUGGAAGCAAGCCACUCCUCUCCUCUGAUAACAUGAGUGAUUUCCAUCAAAUGGUCGUCAACAACAUUGGCAAAAUGAUAAGUGGGAAGACCAUCACUUUUCAGCAGCACUGGAUCUUCAUACCUUCUGUCGAAUGGAUUUACCUGCGGUUGCCAGUUGAUGUAUCCAUGGAGUAAAUCGUCGAAUUCGGGAUAUUUGUCUGGUGAUUUAAAUCUGACAGUGAAUUCCUCCCCUCGAGCAGCCUUAGCGUCAGAUUCCUCUCUAGUAUAUACUCGCAAACAAUGCCUGUCAUAUGACACAGUAGUAGGUGGUCUGAGCAGCCUUGCAGAGUCCCGAAGCCCAUCUAGCCUAGAUUUAGAGCAGAAACAUCUGUAUGCAAGCCCUUUGUCCAGCAGCUCGUCAAUAUAACGCGUAUAUAUUUCAGAUCUGUCGCUCUGUCUAUAAGGGCCAUAAGGACCACCCACUGUAGGGCCUUCGUCAACUUUAAUUCCUAGCCAGUUCAGUGUGUCGUAAAUGUUAUCUUCGGCCCCAGGAACUAGCCUCUUUUGGUCAGUGUCUUCCAAUCGCAGCAAAAACUGACCACCUGUAGCCCUUGCAAGUAAGUAGUUAUACAACGCUGUUCUAAGGGAUCCUAAAUGCAAGAAACCGGUAGGUGAAGGGGCGAAUCUUGUUCUUGCGGGAGUCUUCAAAUCUGCUGGCAGAUUCUCAUUCUGUGCAUUUUUCCUUCUGAGUGUGAACUUGGUACGCAGUUGCAGCUUCGGAGUGCUCAAAAUGCGCAUUGGUGUGUGGAAUGUUCGUACCCUCACCAUUUUUUGGAUUUCAG
Ogataea polymorpha is the source of this 2306-nucleotide messenger RNA. RefSeq lists its product as uncharacterized. The coding region runs from base 9 to 677 and encodes 222 amino acids. Gene Ontology annotation, biological process: protein import into nucleus. The record is from RefSeq and is a predicted model, not a curated record. Gene Ontology annotation, cellular component: nucleus; cytosol. Gene Ontology annotation, molecular function: nuclear import signal receptor activity. The transcript has a single exon. Lineage: Eukaryota; Fungi; Ascomycota; Pichiomycetes; Pichiales; Pichiaceae.